Messenger RNA from Pocillopora verrucosa, 1926 nucleotides. The record is from RefSeq and is a predicted model, not a curated record. Lineage: Eukaryota; Metazoa; Cnidaria; Anthozoa; Scleractinia; Pocilloporidae.
AUGCGGAUUGAUUGUGAGACCAUCCCAGACCCUCAUCCGCCACUUGAGACAUCUGAGACAGCGGUUAUAGCCAGUCAGGGUACCCAAGCUUGUGGCGACGAGCUGGUAGUUACUGGAACGUCAGAAGAAACGCCUGAAGAUACACAGGAUACCCAGGCAAGAAGGCACGAGCGUAAGGCAGUGGAUCCUGUUGCAUCUGCUGGUCUACCACUCGUGGGAAGAACAGAAAACGUCGAAGAAGCAGGUUCUCAAGGAGUUAUGAAUUUCAUCGCGCGCAAGUACUUUCAGACAGUUGACACAACCAAACCUGAGGAACGAAAUGAAUUUCUACGGUUUUUAACAGAUGUGCGCAAAGUUCUGGUCCUAGAUGCUCAAUCAGGAAGUUUGAUAUUGACAGCACUAUGUAGAUCAUUGGAGAUACUGGAUGCCCUGUGGUAUGACUAUUGCACAGGUCACUUGAAUGACAUGGCUCAGAAAUAUCUUGUGACAAAGGACGUUUUGAAGGAGUUUGACUUGACUGAGCUGAAACUGAUAACAACUAUUCAGAGGGAGGAGUACAUUGUUGCACGAGAGUUUUUUCUGCAGAGUUCAGGUGAGUACACAGAAAAUGUUUCGGAGAGCUACACCAUUGAGAGUGUGAAAACAAAAGUUCAAGACAUAGAAGGAACCCCUCCAGAUCAGCAAAAUCUUAUCUUUAAAGGGCGAAAAUUGGAAGAUAGCCGUUGUCUGAGUGAUUACAAUAUUCCGAAAGAAGCGACUCUUCUCUGGGUUUCAAGACGUCGUAGGAGCAUGAAAAUCUUUAUAAAAACAUUGACUGGAAAGACGACCACUUUGGAAGUGGAACCGUCAGACUCCAUUGAGGAAGUGAAAACAAAAAUUCAAGACAAAGAAGGAAUCCCUGCAGAUCACCAACGUCUUAUCUUUGGCGGGCAGCAAUUGAAAGAUGGCCGUUGUCUGAGUGACUACAAUGUUCCGAAAGAAGCGACUCUUCACUUGGUUUUAAGACUUGGUAGUGGCAUGCAAAUCUUUGUAAAAACAUUGACUGGAAAGACGAUCCCUUUGGAAGUGGAACCGUCAGACACCAUUGAGAAUGUGAAAACAAAAAUUCAACGCAAAGAAGGAAUCCCACCGGAUCAGCAACGUCUUGUCUUUAAAGGGCAGCCAUUGGAAGAUGGCCGUUGUCUGAGUGACUACAGUGUUCCGAAAGAAGCGACUUCUUGCUUGUUCUUAAGACUUCGUAGUGGGAUGCAAAUCUUUGUAAAAUUAUCGACUGGGAAGACGAUCGCUUUGGAAGUGGAACCAUCAGACACCAUUAAGGAUGUGAAAGCAAAAAUUGAAGACGUAGAAGGAAUCCCACCGGAUCAGCAACGCCUUCUCUUUGGCGGGAAGCAAUUGGAAGAUGGCCGUUGUCUGAGUGACUACAAUGUUCCAACGGAAUCGACCUUAUACUUAAGUUUAAAUCCUCGUGGUGGCAUACUCAUCUUUGUCAAGACUCUUACUGGCAAGAUCCUUGCUCUAAAUGUGGAGCCUUCAGAUACGAUAAAGAAUAUGAAACUGAAAAUUCAGAGCAAAUUGGGUAUCCCACCGAGCCAGUUACAUCUGAUCUUUAGGAGGCAAGAACUCAAAGACCACCAAACGUUAGAUGAAUGUAAAGUCACCGACAAAUCUUCUGUACACCUUCUUCAUGUGAAGACACGAUCUGGAAAAACAAAUAUCAAAAUUGAAGCUGUAUCUGGAGAUACCAUCCAGGAUGUGAAAAUGAAAAUAAUGGAGGAGAUUGGAAUACCGCCAAAUCAGCAACUACUUAUGUUUAACACUCAAGAAAUUGAAGAUGAACGCCGCACGUUGGAAAGCUACGACAUCAACAGCGACUCCAUCAUUGAACUGGUUAUUAGAAGAACACAUGGUAACGAAAGUCAUAUUUAA